GAUCGAAAAUCACUUAGUUGAUCAAUCUAUUCCAGCUAAAAGUAAUUAAAAUGCAGAUGCCAACUACUCUCACUCACGAACACCAACGUCUCACCCACCUGUCCUCCUGUUUUCUUCUUCUUCUUCUUGACUAAAAAUCAAGAAUUAACCUAAACAUAGAAAUACAUCACAAACAACAGAAAUAUUCAAAACCAAAAAAUCACUCCGCCUUUGGCCUUUAUUUUCUCUCCACCGUCGACUACGUACCCUUUCUUUCAUUCAUUUACAUACGUUCAUGUUUCUCUUCUGAUCCAUUUAUCGUCUUUCUCCAUUUUUCUUGAUUUAAUUCUCUACCAUUUCUCUUCCUUCCCCUGUGAUUGGUGAUUAAUCUUUUUUUUUUUUCCUUUUUGUUGAGGCGGCGAGACGGGGUUCUGACGCAGCAGAAUGGCGCCGCGUCGUCUCUUCACCUGCUUUGGCAAGUGCAACGACGCCUCUUCAUCCUCCGGGAAUGAAGUGCAUGGAAAGGAGAAAAUCAACGUGACAGUGGAUGCUUCAAUGGAGGAUCAGCGACGUGCCGGUGCAAUUAUGGUGGAGUUAUUCUCAUCACAGGGGUGUGCGACGUCGCCGGAGGGUGAGUUGUUGGUGUCAAGGCUAGGGAGAGGAGACUUUGCCCUGGAAGCGCCAGUGAUAGUGUUGGCAUUUCACGUAGAUUAUUGGGACUAUAUGGGGUGGAAGGACCCUUAUGGCUCUAGCCAAUGGACUGUUAGGCAAAAGGCUUACGUUGAGGCUUUGAAGCUUGACACUAUGUUUACACCUCAGGUUGUUAUCCAGGGUAGGACUCAGUGUGUGGCCAAUGAAGAGGAGGCUCUUUUAUCUUCCAUCAUGAGUGCACCCAAAUUUCCUUCACCCACCUUUCAGGCAACCUUCCAGAGGCCAACGUCAGAAUCCUUGCAAGUCAGUUUAUCAGGAGCUUUAAGGACUAAAGUUGACAGCAAAGGUGCCAAUAUAAUGGUGGCUCUCUAUGAGAGUGGAUUGGUGACCAAUUGCCCUCAUGGGGAGAACAAAGGGCGUGUCUUGUCUAAUGACUAUGUGGUUCGAAGGCUUGAAAAGCUCUGCACUGUCAAGGACAUCUCUGCCAAGAAGACAGUUUCAGGAACUGUUAAUUUUUCCCUUUGGGAAGGCUUCAAUAGCAGCAAAUGUGGUAUUACUGUUUUUGUUCAAGACAAUUCCCAUCAAAUUUUUGGUUCACAGAGCUUUCAGUUGCCAGAUAACCUAUGAGCAUUCAGAUUCAUUCAUUCAUUCCGUGAAGAAUUAAAUAUAUUCUGCCUUCAAUCUUAGUCCCUACGUACAGGAAUGUGUUAGAUAUCAAUUUCCAAUUUUUCUUUCAUUUCCUUUAUUUAUGGGUAUUUUUUAAUAUUUUCUUUCUUAUUGGUUAUAUGGUAGGACAUGUAGAGAGACAUUUUAUACUUCCGUUACAUGAAUUUCUUCACAGGUGCGGAUUUUCACUUUUCUUAAUUUAUAUCUCCUUAAUAUGGUUUGGGGGAGAAGAGAUUGGAUAGAGUUGACUGCAUCAGUAAUUUUUAAUAUGAUCUAAUCACUUUUGAUGUAGUUAAGAUCAUGUACUGAGUGUCACAAGAAUGACGAGCAAUGCAUAUAUGAAAUGGUAAUGGAA
Hevea brasiliensis (rubber tree) is the source of this 1651-nucleotide messenger RNA. RefSeq lists its product as uncharacterized. The transcript is spliced from 2 exons. Bases 424 to 1257 code for a protein of 277 amino acids. The record is from RefSeq and is a predicted model, not a curated record. NCBI's taxonomy places the organism in Eukaryota, Viridiplantae, Streptophyta, Magnoliopsida, Malpighiales, Euphorbiaceae.